GUCUCUGCAAACCUCAGUCUCCUUUCUGAAAGCUCUCCCCUCUCAUCUUCCGGUUCAGGUGCUACACCUCUUCCGCUCUCUACUGUAACCGUCCGGGGCGGUAGAUUGUCAGAUCAAAAGUUGCCUCCAUUCUGCAAUAUGUCACAGAAUAGUUCGUGACAUAUCAAGUGGAUGCAUGCUGUAUUUUUCACUUGAAUCAGAUUGAGUUUCUCCUCUCUGAUCGGAGAGAAAAGAUGGGUUUGUGAAGGGCGGAGACUCCAUGGAGAGAGCCGAAGAAGAGAUGAGCAGGACGAGAUUGUCAGGGAAGAAGAGACGAGAGACGAGCUGGAGGAGAUUUCCAGCGAAGAAGAGGACCGGGACGAAGUCGUUGUCGGGGCUGCUGCUCCACCUUCACCUCCUCCGACAUUUUUACCGUGGAGAGAAAAUUGGGAGUCUAUACUCAGAGAGGCGAGUAGGGAAAGGAAUGUUGAAGUCCUAACGGAUAUUUUAUUUGAAAACCGUUUUCUUCACAAAGCCAUUGAACGAGGUGAAAUUGACUUUGUUCGGGAUUUAACUCACUUUAGAUUGUUUGACCCAAUAGAUGAGGAUCCUGAUCUAUCUGUCUUUAUUUUCAAAUUACUCAUCCAAACGUGUAAACGUUAUGUUAAAUUGGAAGAUGAAGAUAAUAUUCUAGAGUUUUUAAAGCUAAAAUUCUCUGAAGUUGUAUAAACAGAUAUUGACAAAACAAAUAUCUUAAAAAUAGUUCCAGUAGAAGAUAAAUUUAAAGAUUCUCCUAUGGCAAGCUGUCUCAUGCUAUUCUCAAACGGCUGAAAGCUAUGCUGAUGAAUCUCGGGUCAUUAAUAUUUUUGCGCACGCCCCUCCAUGUUGCUGUGAUAAAUAGACAUAAAGAUACAGCUGAAUAUUUACUGGUAGAGCAGGAGAACCUAGACGAAUUUGAUUCACAUUUUGAAGAAAAAGGUCACAGAGAUGUUUAUGGCCUGACUCCUUUGCACUAUGCUGUCCUCAUGGAGUCUGAAAGUCUGGUGAAUGUCCUCGUCCAAAGCCCCUCUUGCUCCGCGUUUGUCAACAUGGGUGACUUUUCUCAUCGCACGCCACUGCACUUGUCAUACGCUCGGUGUCCCGGGCAACGGGAGACCCUUGCGACGGACGUGGUUACAAUCCUCGUUACGAACUCCAUAGACCUGAACGCGAAGGACUGCUGUGGUUACACACCGCUCCAUUGGGCCGUACACGUCGGCGCGCCGGGCGUCGUCACCCUUCUCCUGAAAAGAAAAAUCAAACUCGACGAGAAGGAUGUCGACGGUAAGACCGUAGUUCACCACAUGCAUGCAGCGGCGCGGUCGACCGUAGGCGACGUGCAGAGACGGGAAACAAUGCUGGAACUGGAGGGCGUUGUCACGUCGGAUCCAAGGGUGGAGAAGAGAAUCGAUCGUAUGUAUCGCGAUCGACAGGUGUACGUGGACGCCGCCAACGCCAUUCUGGUAGGCGCGGCCCUCAUCGCCAGCGUGACGUACGGAGGAUGGCUGCAACCUCCGCUGGGCGACCAGGACGACCACACGAAAAGGAUCACGACCAUCUUCAACAGCUUGUGCUUCUCGUUUACCGUCAUGGCCGGAGCGGACUUGUUCAUAGAGGACGCUGUGGCGCGAGUUCGCGACUGGUUGGCCGUGACGGCCUUCCUGUUGUUGGUGUCGGCCGCGUUCGUGCUGGGGGCGUUCGGCGCAGCGGGGUUCGCGUCCAUGACCACGGUCGGCGACCUGGAGGCCAACAUGACGGCCACGACGAUCGUCGGGGGCGUGGUGUGGCUGCUCAUCGCGUCGGUGUUCUUGCGGGGCCUGUCCAGAGUCAGCAGCGUCUGGCCGUCGAAGCGCUUGUUGAAAUGGUAUGCGCGGCUAUUCUCGUCACCUUCUGCUCCUUUGCGAGCGCGCAGUGAAAACUCUUUAGUUUUCUACGAACAGUUGAGGCUCUCCGCGCUGCCCGUAGACUUUAGUGGUGUUGCAUAUUUGUCCAGUAGUGCAUUUCUAUCUAAUCAUCGGAAUAUACAGUUUCCAACUACGGACUCGUGCAGACAAUUUUGCAUAGAAAGAGAUUCUCUUUUUCCUUUUAGAUCGAGUGAACCGAGUCAUGAAGAAUCGCGUAAGAUGCUUCAUUUUAGGUUAGCAGAACAAGGGUUGGUAAUACCGAGUCAAGAAGAAUGGUGGGAAAAAGUUAAGUUGAACCUAAAGAAGUUCACUCGGUUAGCCACUAAUCGCAAUUCUUUCUUUAAUUAUUUGCGAUUAUUCCAAAAGGAAAAUGAAUUUUUAUUUUUCAGAUUUCGACCUCCCAAUAGUAUCAUUUCUUAUUACUGACAUCUUUCCAAUAGUGCAAAAAAAUGAAAAAUUAUAAGUUAAAAUCAUUAGGCAUGAUAGUGUCUAAUAGAUAUGUAUUCAACAAAAUUUUUCAAAAAAAAAUUUGAAUUUGAUUGUUUAUUGCUC
Marchantia polymorpha subsp. ruderalis is the source of this 2474-nucleotide messenger RNA. The record is from the annotation of a GenBank genome assembly. NCBI's taxonomy places the organism in Eukaryota, Viridiplantae, Streptophyta, Marchantiopsida, Marchantiales, Marchantiaceae.